AUGGUUGGAGAAGGUCUAAGCGGCGGCGAGUCAGGCGGCGGUCAGCCAGACGCCGGCGAGUCAGGCGGCGUCGUGUCAGGCGGGGGCGAGUCAGGCGGCGUCGAGUCAGGUGGGGGCGAGUCAGGCGGCGUCGAAUCAGGCGACGUCGAGUCAGGCGGCGGUAAGUCAGGCGGCGUCGAGUCAGGCGACGUCGAGUCAGGCGGCGGUAAGUCAGGCGGCGUCGAGUCAGGUGGCGUCGGGUCAGGCGGCGGCGAGUCAGGCGACGCCGAGUCAGGCGGCGUCGAGUCAGGCUGCGGUAAGUCAGGCGGCGUCGAGUCAGGCGGCGUCGAGUCAGGCGGCGUCGAGUCAGACGGCGUCGAGUCAGACGGCGGUGAGUCAGGUGGCAUCGAGUCCGGCGGCGGCGAGUCAUGCGACGUCGAGUCAGGCGGCGUCGAGUCAGGUGGCGUCGAGUCAGGUGGCGUCCAGUCACACGGCGUCGAGUCAGGCGGCGUCGAGUCAGGCGGCAGCGAGUCAGACAAAAGUGAGUCAGACGGCAGCGAGUCAGACAGAAGUGAGUCAGACGACAGCGAGUCAGACAGAAGUGAAUCAGACGGCAGCGAGUCAGACAGAAGUGAAUCAGACGGCAGCGAGUCAGACAGAAGUGAGUCAGACGGCAGCGAGUCAGACAGAAGUGAGUCAGACAGAAGUGAGUCAGACGGCAGCGAGUCAGACAGAAGUGAGUCAGACGGCAGCGAGUCAGACAGAAGUGAGUCAGACGGCAGCGAGUCAGACAGAAGUGAGUCAGACGGCAGCGAGUCAGACAGAAGUGAGUCAGACGGCAGCGAGUCAGACAGAAGUGAGUCAGACGGCAGCGAGUCAGACAGAAGUAAGUCAGACGGCAGCGAGUCAGACAGAAGUAAGUCAGACGGCAGCGAGUCAGACAGAAGUGAAUCAGACGGCAGCGAGUCAGACAGAAGUGAGUCAGACGGCAGCGAGUCAGACAGAAGUGAGUCAGACGGCAGCGAGUCAGACAGAAGUGAGUCAGACGGCAGCGAGUCAGACAGAAGUGAGUCAGACGGCAGCGAGUCAGACAGAAGUGAGUCAGACGGCAGCGAGUCAGACAGAAGUGAGUCAGACGGCAGCGAGUCAGACAGAAGUGAUUCAGACGGCAGCGAGUCAGACAGAAGUGAAUCAGACGGCAGCGAGUCAGACAGAAGUGAAUCAGACGGCAGCGAGUCAGACAGAAGUGAGUCAGACGGCAGCGAGUCAGACAGAAGUAAGUCAGACGGCAGCGAGUCAGGCAGAAGUAAGUCAGACGGCAGCGGGCGACGGACGGACGCCCAACGACGGACACAUACAACGGACACGACGGACGCCAGAAGUGGUGCGACGGAAAUUGCGAGAGUGGCAUUUCCGGUAUGUGCGGUGACGUCGAGAUGGGGUGUCAGGGAAGAUGAUGUGAGCGGAUCCGGUCACACCGAAGAGGACAUGCCGGGUGACCUGGGGCUCGACCAAUUGUUCCGAGAGGAGGCCAGAAGACAAGUGACAGGUGAGGAAGAGUCGGAUAAGAGUAUCCAAGUUACUCUCACCAGUCCUCUAGGUAUUGACAAUGCCCUUCUAGAAGAGAGGCUAUGUCAUCUGGAUAAAGGGCAAAGAAGAGAUCUAGUGACCCUAAUAAGGAAGAACAAGUCACUCUUCACAGAUGUGCCCCGACGGCAGAAGAGUGUUGUGCACGAGGUGGACGUGAGCGGAGGAAACUCAAUAAAGCAGAGCGCUUAUCGAGUGAGUUCUGAGAAGAGGAAGAUCAUGCGACAAGAGGAGGAGGAGGAUCUGCUAGCAAAUGAUCUCGCUGAGCCCAGCAACAGUGAGCUGAGCAACCUUGUGUGUUGGUUAAGAAGAGUGAUGGAUCAUAUCGCUUUUGCACCGACUAUCGCAAAGUGA
This is a messenger RNA of Procambarus clarkii (red swamp crayfish), 1920 nucleotides long. The record is from RefSeq and is a predicted model, not a curated record. NCBI's taxonomy places the organism in Eukaryota, Metazoa, Arthropoda, Malacostraca, Decapoda, Cambaridae.